Messenger RNA from Calidris pugnax (ruff), 4015 nucleotides. It is a transcript of the gene RBM20, whose product is annotated as RNA binding motif protein 20. NCBI's taxonomy places the organism in Eukaryota, Metazoa, Chordata, Aves, Charadriiformes, Scolopacidae. The transcript has 14 exons. The record is from RefSeq and is a predicted model, not a curated record. Gene Ontology annotation, biological process: regulation of RNA splicing. Gene Ontology annotation, molecular function: zinc ion binding; mRNA binding. Bases 287 to 3943 code for a protein of 1218 amino acids. Gene Ontology annotation, cellular component: nucleus.
UCACAGAAUUCUAAUUAAGAGCGGUGUAGGUCAGAAUAUUGUGUGGUCUUUAACAGGAUCUCCCUGUUUCAACACUUCUAUUUUUCCUUAUGGUAUUUAAGCUGAAAAAGCUCACUGGAUUCCUUCUUUCUUUCCCACACUACUUCUGACAGAAAUUUUUACAGGUGUUAGGUGAAGACAAAUAUAACUUAAAAAAAUUACUUCCUCCAUGGGCAGCCGGUAAACUUUCACUGUGAAUGCUGAGCAUUGAACGGGGGUUAAAAUUUAGUGAAACUGGAGAUCUGAAAUGUUUUUGGUAGCAGCUACAUUGGCUGAAGUUGUCCAAUGCAGCGCUGCCAAGCUCCUGGAGAAAAGUCCGUUCUCCGUCGGCGCCCCGAGCCCCCUGCUCCCCUCGCCGGCCAGCCUGCAGCUGGCGCAGCUCCAGGCGCAGCUCACCCUCCACCGGCUGAAGUUGGCUCAGACCGCCGUCACCAACAACCCAGCCGCCGCCACUGUCCUCAACCAGGUGCUCUCCAAAGUGGCCAUGUCCCAGCCCCUCUUCAACCAGCUGAGGCACCCCACCGUGAUGAAUGCCCCCCCUCAGGGCCACGCCGCAGGGCCGCCCCAGGGACCCGGCAUCGCCGGCGCGAGGUUCCCCUCUGGCGGCAUUGCCUUUCCUGCCCAGAGCCCGGCAUUAGCCGCGCCGGGGGGCAGCCUGGGGCCCGUGCAGGCCCAGGCCCCCAACGCCAUCGUCAUGAGUCCCUUUGGGGGCGUCAUGGCUCCCACCUCCGGCCAGCAGCCCAUGGUGGUGGGUCUCAACAAGGCGGGCACCUCCACUUCUGCCACCACCACGGGGGGCUUCUAUGACUACAACAAGCAAAACGCCGCCAAUGCCGCCCCUCAGGCGUACGCCUCAGAGGGGGACCAGCCCGGCCAGCAUGGCUUCCUCGCCGGCGGGGCUCACGCUGCCUCCUCGGCGGUGGGGCCACGCUUUGAGGGUCACUUUGGGGCUCCUGGCCAGCUGCAGCACGAGGCGGCAGCGGCCACCUUCCCCAAGGAGGCCUACGGGGCGGCGGUGGCGGCCCAGCACGGGGCAGCACGGGCCUUCCCCGGCGACCCGAACGCCGGCUCCCACCCGAAAGGAGAUCCCGUCCUGCAUGGCAGCGGUACAAGCAACAGUUGGGAAAAUAUCCCUAAUUUCCCCAGCCAAAACAAGCCUGACCUUGUGCCCGGCGACAGCCUGUGGCCGUCAGCGAGUCAGCAGCAGUAUGAAAUAAGAAACGAGCUCUACAACCCCGAAGAGCCGACACCUGACACAAAGUUCAGCGCCGCCGCUCCCCCCGCCUUCGGCCGCCUCAACCACAGCAAGCAGAGCUUCGGCAGCCCUCGCAUGAGGCAGAAGGAGGAGCGGAGCAGCGGUGGUGGCGGCGGUGCCCCCGACCUGCCCGCCCGCUCCCUGCCGCCCCACCAGCUGGGCGACCUCCGCGGCGUAGCCCCCCUCCACUUCCCCCACGUCUGCGCCCUCUGCGACAAGAAGAUCUUCGAUCUGAAGGACUGGGAUCAGCACAUUAAGGGAAGUCUUCACAUCCAAAAAUGUAUGGCUUUUUCAGAUAACACUGGUAUCCGGUGUGUGUUAAGCACAGGAGAUGGAACAUUGCAUUUAUCACCAAAUAAUGCAGCAGUUUUCAAUCCAUCUAGUAUCGAAGAUUUCCCACCAAAUGUCGGCUCAUCUUUUAUCACUGCAUCAGCAAGAUCCUUUGGCCAGCCAGGUUCUACAUUUUCUUCUCCUCCAUCAGGGUUUCCCCAGAGGAAAUCUACACUGGGUCGAGUUGUUCACAUCUGCAACCUCCCCGAGGGAAGCUGCACAGAGAAUGAUGUCAUUAACCUGGGCCUCCCGUUUGGGAAGGUCACCAACUACAUCCUCAUGAAAUCCACUAAUCAGGCCUUUCUGGAAAUGGCUUACAGUGAAGCAGCACAAGCCAUGGUGCAGUACUACAAAGAAAAACCUGCUAUGAUAAACGAUGACAAGUUACUUAUUAGGAUGUCUAAAAGAUACAAGGAAUUGCAGCUGAAGAAACCAGGUAAGAACGUGGCUGCCAUCAUCCAGGACAUCCACUCACAGAGGGAGAGGGACCUGCUGCGUGAAGUGGACAGCAGGUAUGGCACGGAGAGGCCCCGCUCUCGCAGCCCCAUAAGCCGCUCCCUGUCGCCCCGAUCCCACACUCCCAGCUUUACUUCCUGCAGUUCACCCCACAGCCCCAUGGGGACCGGCAGGACCGACUGGGGAAACGGGAGAGAGUCGUGGGAUCAAUCCCCCUAUUCCCGACGGGAGGAGGAAAGAGACAGCAGAGAAUGGCGAGAGAACGGGGAUGAGAAGAGGGACAGGACUGACACGUGGGUACACGAGAGGAAACAUUAUUCCCGACAGCUGGACAAGUUUGAUUUGGAUGAACGGAUCGAAGGAGGCAGAGGGCACAGAGAUAAAUAUUUAAGGAGUGGUUCCCCUGGCUCCCUUCAUCCUUUAUCUGGCUACAAGAGCAGGGAAGAUGACUAUUACCGAAAAACCUCCAAGUCAAAAUCUGACAAGUUUCAGAGGCAGCUGCAGGAUUUACCUGGCAGGUCGAAGAGAAAGGAAGAGGCAAAGUCAAGGGAACGCAGGCAUUCGUACAGCGAGGACACCGCCAGGGAGGAGGGGACUGAACAGAAGCACAGCAAAGCGUCUGAGGGCUCCAGGCAAAAACAAAGUGAUAAGAAUAAGGCCAAGAAAGCUGAAAAAGACCAAGAGGAAGAUGCUGCUGCUGAAGGCAGUGAUGUGAAGGAAACCAAACCUCCCGAGAAUGAGCUUGGAAAAGAGGAGCAACUUCCAGAGAAGAGCUCACCUUCAGCUAAUAAACAAGGAAAAGAAUCUGGAGAGAUUCUGGAAAACACAAGAAAAGAGAAGGACCGAGACUGGGAGAGUGGAAGUGAGAUAGAAGGUGAGACCUGGUACCCUGCUAACAUGGAGGAAUUAGUGACAGUAGAUGAAGUGGGAGAAGAUGAUUUAAUUAUGGAGCCCGAUAUAACUGAGCUUGAAGAAAUAGUACCAGUUGAUCAAAAAAAUAAAAGUGCUUCAGAGAUGUGUCCCUGUAUGUCAGCCAUGCUGGAACUGAAAAACGAUCACAGCCACUUAACCAGGAGUGAAGACAAAUUUGCCCAUAAAGCUUUAGAAACAAACUUCAGAUCAGCAAAGGGCAGCGUAGCUUCUAGCGGCUGUCAGGAUGAUGAGGAGGAUGAUGAUAACGAAGAUGCUGUAACUGAAGCAUCAAGCCUAAAUCUGGACCCUGAGCAGAAGCCAGGAGAAUUGCGGGAAGACCAAUCUGCUAAGGAGACUGAUCCCCAGCAGAAGGAAGGAAAAAUUGAUAAGAGCUCUGACACUCGUUUAGAGCCUGAAGAUCACCAUAUACCUUCUGUUCAUCUGAAAGAAGAGACUCUCCAGCUCCCUGAUACAUUUAUAGAUGAUUACAAACAGAUGGGAUCACAAGGAGCCGAGAGCAGAGAAGUUAUGGAAAUGCUUGUUAAAAAUGCUAGUGAAGAAACAAGACACGGAAGCCAAGAGUGUCCAGAGGCCAAGGCAAAUUCUAGGUACCUGGAAAUGAGAUCUCUGGAAUACCCGGAGGUAGAGUCUAAGAGAAGGCACUCUCCGCCAGGCUGGGAACAGGAGGACGUCUUCACCGAGCUCAGCAUCCCCCUGGGUGUGGAGUUCGUGGUGCCCAGAACUGGGUUUUACUGCAAGCUCUGCGGGCUCUUCUACACGAAUGAAGAGACAGCAAAGACAAGUCACUGCAGAAGUACCGUCCACUACAAAAAUCUUCAGAAGUAUCUAUCCCAGCUUGCAGAAGAGAGCCUGAAAAUGAAGGAAGAGGGCAGCCACCUGCCUCAGGAUGACACUGGCAUUGUUCCUCACUUUGCAAAGAAAAAGCUAUGAUGCAGAUGAACUGGAAGAGCUAUAAUGAGUGAAUGCUGAUACCUUUUUUUUUUUUUUUUUUUUUUUUUUUUU